This is a messenger RNA of Anguilla anguilla (European eel), 8722 nucleotides long. RefSeq names its product activin receptor type-2B-like. Gene Ontology annotation, molecular function: activin receptor activity; ATP binding; activin binding. The record is from RefSeq and is a predicted model, not a curated record. The coding region runs from base 403 to 1929 and encodes 508 amino acids. Lineage: Eukaryota; Metazoa; Chordata; Actinopteri; Anguilliformes; Anguillidae. Gene Ontology annotation, cellular component: activin receptor complex; plasma membrane. Gene Ontology annotation, biological process: protein phosphorylation; activin receptor signaling pathway; cellular response to growth factor stimulus. The transcript is spliced from 11 exons.
AGAAGCCAUUUUGGACUCAGUUCAGUUUCUUGCAUGUCAAUUUCAGACCACUCUCUGGCCAUUCAGUGUUUAAGAGUGAAAAAGGUUAACGGGCACGACCGGCAAGGAGGGAAAAACGGGCAAUGUUGUAGGCGCUCAUUUUUGUUGUACCGAUUCAAAAUUCUGGAAUUGAUUCUAUCCCAAUGGAUUUUUUUAUAUUUUAAAGUUUUUUUUCCACCCGUGCAAUUUCGUUGCAUUGGGGGGCUAUACACACAAAAGCAACGCAAACUCUCGGUGCGGUGGACAUCGGAGGCCGUGGGUCACUUUGGCUCGUUGUGGUGUGCCGUUCAUCUUCUUAAAUGUACGAAAAGGAAAAGCGAUUGAAAAGGAGAAAAUCUGGUGUUUCUCUGUAAUUAAAGGAAUAUGGUUGCAUCCUGGCUGAGUUUUGCACUUCUUUGGGGAACUUUUUAUGCAGGACCAAGCCAUGGAGAGGUGGAAACCAGGGAGUGUUUGUACUACAAUGUCAACUGGGAGAGUGAAAAGACCAAUCAGAGUGGAGUGGAGCGCUGUGAAGCUGAGAAGGACAAGAGGCUACAUUGCUACGCAUCCUGGCUCAAAAACUCAACCACGGGUAUCAUCAAACUAGUGAAGAAGGGCUGCUGGUUGGACGACUUCAACUGCUACGACAGACAGGAGUGUGUGGCUACUGAGGAGAACCCCCAGGUCUUUUUCUGCUGCUGCGAGGGCAAUUUCUGCAAUGAGAGGUUCACCCACCUGCCUGUCGUCACCAGACCUGCGGUGGUUCGCACCCCCUUGCUCAACAUCCUAGUCUAUACACUGCUUCCCAUCAUUGUACUGUCCAUGGCAUUGCUGCUGGCAUUCUGGAUGUACCGACAUCGCAAACCUCCUUAUGGCCACGUGGACAUCAAUGAGGACCCUGGCCCAUCCCCUCCAUCCCCUCUGGCUGGCCUUAAACCGCUGCAGUUACUGGAAAUCAAAGCUAGGGGGCGUUUUGGCUGCGUCUGGAAGGCACAGCUGAUGAAUGAAUAUGUAGCUGUGAAGAUUUUCCCCAUUCAGGACAAGCAGUCAUGGCAGAACGAGAGAGACAUCUUCACCACGCCUGGGAUGAAGCACGAAAACCUGCUGCGAUACAUCGCAGCAGAGAAACGAGGAACCAGCCUGGAGACGGAGCUGUGGCUGAUUACUGAGUUUCAUGAGAAGGGGUCCCUGACAGAUUAUCUGAAGGGCAACGCAGUCAGCUGGAACGAGUUGUGUCACAUUGCGGAGACCAUGGCCUGCGGCCUGUCCUACCUGCAUGAGGACGUUCCCCGUUACAAAGGAGAGGGACCCAAACCAGCCAUUGCACACAGGGACUUCAAGAGUAAGAACGUGAUGGUCAAGGCCGACCUGACAGCCGUGAUCGGAGACUUUGGGCUGGCGGUGCUGUUUGAGCCGGGGAAGCCCCCAGGGGACACUCAUGGCCAGGUGGGGACGAGGAGGUACAUGGCACCGGAGGUGCUGGAAGGGGCCAUCACCUUUCAGCGAGACGCCUUCCUGAGGAUAGACAUGUAUGCCAUGGGCCUGGUGCUCUGGGAGCUGGUUUCGCGCUGCAAAGCUGCGGACGGUCCUGUUGAUGAAUAUAUGUUGCCGUUUGAGGAGGAGAUUGGGCAGCAUCCAUCCCUGGAGGAUUUACAGGAUUGUGUCGUCCACAAAAAGAUGAGGCCAGCUUUCAAGGACUGCUGGGCAAAACAUGCUGGCCUGGAGCAGAUGUGUGAGACGAUAGAGGAGUGCUGGGACCACGACGCGGAGGCUCGUCUGUCCGCCGGGUGCGUGGAGGAACGCAUCUCCCAGAUCCGCAGGCUAACUAGCGGCACUACCUCGGACUGCCUGGUCUCCAUAGUGACGUCGGUCACCAAUGUGGACGUGCCACCCAAAGAGUCCAGUAUCUGAGUCUGUCGUGAAACGAAAGCGGAAAACGAAAACAAGCAAACGAAAUGAAAAGCUUCGUCUUUCUAGACUCAGCAGAUCUCAGAAAAAAAAAAAAACAUGAAUGCAGCUGCUAUUUUAUCCUGAUAUUUUUUAUUAAUUAUUUUUCUUUUUGGUCAGAUCAAUAUUACCAGCACACUUCUCUACUGUAUUUUUUCCAAGAGUGAAAAAAUAAGCUAAAUGUACAUCUCUAAUGCAUUCAGGUGCCGACUUAUGAAUGCUGACAAAGGUGCAGGUACCUCAACUCUUUAAUUUCAGUCAUUUUGAUUUUAUUGUUCUACUUUUAUUUUGUCUUUUGAACAGGCCUGCCUGUGACAAAAAACCAAGCAACCAUCUACUAUCUUGUACUAUAUAACAAUGCUGCAAAUCCUUGAAGGAACAUCAAGACUGUUACACAAUUUACUUUCCUCAAGGGAAUAUUGUUUUCUUCUUUUUUUUUUUGAAAGCGAGUGCUUAACAAAAUGAUAAACGUGUCUUUUACGGAACUAACGGGUGUCUCUAGAACACGUCAAAAAAUGGAAGGCAACAGGACUAAUUUCUUCAGUUUUUGUUCUAUAGGACUGGUAUUUUUUGAAGGUUGGUUUACCAGUUUUACGGAGACGGUGAAAGACAGCUUAAAAAAGAAAUGGCUUGCAUUUUGAGAUUGGACAGUACUUUUAGUUUGGUACGGAACUUUUUCUCAGGUAACCGGUAUAAAGGGGCAGAGCUUUUGAGGUAAGGUGUUGUCAGCAUUGACUGGUCAUUGUAAGAAGAGAGCCAGGACCUGCACUUGUGUAGGGCAGAGUGGAUAGCAAGGGGUGGGCGGGGCUUAUCCUAUGACAUUCAUAGCCACUUAAGGCAGUGGAGCCAAGGUUAAUAUGUAGUCUACUCUGGAAGGUGCCCAAACAAUAAACAUUUUAUGACAACGACAACAACAACAACAUUAGGUGGAAGACCAAGGUGAAGGAAUAUAUAUGUGUGUACUGUUGUAUAUAUGUGUGUGUGAAUUUGUGUGUUUGGUUAAGACCAUGAAGUAUGUCUGUAUCAGUGGGCUUAAACAGCUGUCUAAAUGAUGUCCAACUUCUUUUUUUAUUUAAUCAAUGUGCAUUUUCAAAUUACAGAAGCUAUGGACCUAGACACAUUCUUAUAGCAGACAAGCCUCGGUCCUCAAUCACAGCAGUGAACUGGAGAAUGGAAAGAACAGUCCAUUCACCUUCGUCAGGUCCCUUCAAUUAUACCUCCACUCACAGGGACCAAAUAUGGGUGUAUACCUGGUAGUUCUGGCUUUGUUGUGAUGUUUUCACAAUCUGGAAAGUCAGUAGAUAAACUGACAACUUUCAUAUUUUUGACUGGAUACUCUGUCUCAAUAUACAAAUAAGGACCGAUUUUGUCUUAGUGACACAGGUUAAAAAAAAAAAAAAAAAAAAAAAAAAAAACUAAUCUCAGUAUGCCAUAAUCUUUCAGUGAAUGUCUAUAAUGCUGCUGUUUCAACUCAAAGGUGAAUAUAUGUUUCUACAUAUAUAUUCUUUUUACAUGUAAAACAUGCAACUCAGUAGAUUUAAGCAUACAAAUACAAACACAUGCAGAGAAUCCAGGCUUCCGAGGUCAGAAUCAAACAAAAAAUAAAAUCACUUAAAAAAAAUUAAAAAAACACACACAGAAUACAGCAUUUAAAAAAUAUAUAUAUAUAUAUAUAGUUCAUGACCACAAACCACCUCAAACCAGAAAUACCUCAGAUUUUCUAUGUGCAUUAGUUCUGUUAUAUAUUUUGUUAGUUGUGUUGUCUUGUACUAGGUAUAUUUUAAUGUAAAUUUGCUUUCAUAACUAAGAAGUUGUGGGGGGAAAAAGAAUGAGUCCAAAAUCUUUUAGGAAGUGCUGUAAUGUUAUGUUGUAUAAAAGAAAUAAUGUAAAUAACUACACAGUUGUAGAAUUCUGCCUGUAUGUGGUACCUGGGCAUUAUUCAUUGUUUGUACCAUCUGUUUAUUCAUCAAUUCUUUUAAUGUCUGUUACGUAAAAGGGACAGUGAGUCUUUUUUUCCCUUGGUGUGAAACCUUUUCUGUCAAUACCUAAAAUGCAUUCACAGCUGGAACCUAUGUUCAGGUUGUCUCAGAUGUAGUAUUUUAAACAAUUGUGCACAUCACAAUGUGACACUCUGCCUUUACCAUUGGUGUGAAGUAUUUUUAAAUGAUUUAUGUUGUCAUUUUUCCUAAAGCCUGUAAAAGGAAAAUAACUAUUCAACGUAAGACAAGAAUGAACUGAAUUUGCCAAGUGGAAAAGCUGACAAAUUUCUACAUGUCUCACUAUUUAAAGCUUUCUCUAAAAUUAAGUAUUGCAGAAUUAGAGGUAUUUAUACUUUAACCUUUAAGACAUAAACAUUAUAUUUAUAUGAAUGGUGAUUGUUCACCGCUGAUUGAUUUAUAGUUUGAGAAAAAGAUUUAAUGUCCCUGAUAUCCAUACUCUUUCAUCUGUUCUCUCUGCACAUUGACUAAAGGAGAUAUCACAGCAGUUGCUUCCACCCUCCCCAAACAUGACUCCCUCCAGAGAGCUUUAAGUUAUUUUUUUUGGUGCCAUAUAUUAUCUUUGGAGUUCAUAUUUUUCUCUUUGCAGUGUGCGUAAUUGGAACCAUAUGAACUGAAGUAUGGGCCUGAUCACUGAAACCCCUUGGUAUAGGUGGUGCACAGUAGGACUCCAGACUAUUUGUUUUUGUCAUCAUGGAUCAAGUGUCUUGCAUUCUGCGAUAAUAUCCCAAAGAAGUUGAGACCAGAUCAAUUACGGUCUAGUUAUAUCUAUGAUAUUUGUUUAGUAGUAGAACCAAGGCUGAUUUGGUGGGAUGACGACUGCUGGGAGAGAUGAUCUGAAGAUCUUUCUCAUGUCUUCUCAACUGUUUAUCGGUUUCUAGACAGAAAAAAAAUCUAACUCGUAAUAAUGCAUUUGGCUUCCUAUUCACAGUAAAGGCAGAUACAUUUUUUGAAUGAUGUAUUUUUGUCCCAUUAACUGUCUCUAAUUAUCGUUCCAUGAUCCUGCAGCUAAGAACUCUCUUGUAAAAUAGGUAGCUUUUAUCAAGUGGAAUUGAUGUGACCAUCAAGUCUAUUGGCCAUCUGCACAUUUUUUAGUCAUCUUCAGGAAAUUCAACAAAUCUUGGAACCACUUAACAUGUGAGGGCACAACACAGCGGCAGGAGAAACAAUGUAGCAAGCAAUAUAAACAGCAAUAUACAUUUCUUUCAGGUGUAACAUACUCUUAAGUGGCCCUAGAUCUAUCUACCAAAUCAUUUUAUUCAACACAGAUCGGAUGUGCUGUGUUGUGCCAUAUGUAAGGCUAGUGGUUAGCAGUUUGGCAAGGAUUGUAGGGAAAUGGGCAUUUAAACAGAUACAAUAUUUGUAGUUUGGUGCAUUGCCCUUGAGAUGACCUAACCUUAAUUACUUCAAUAAAUAUCAGCUGUAUUCAUGGAUAUCCACAAACUCAAUGUUAUCCCAGAUAAAGGCAUUUGUCGUAAUUUUUAGGCAAAUGAGUACAAAUAUAUUACCGUGCUUCAUAGGCCAGUUGACUUGCCCAGCUUCUAGAAAGCAAUCACUAAUCAUUUUUUGCACAGUUCCAACCGUGCUAUUUGUUAUGUUCAGUUGCAUUAGUCAAUACAAUGCUUUAUUUUACAUAUAUAUGUAAAAUAAAGCAUUGUAUUGACUAAUGCAACUGAACAUAACAAAUAGCACAGUUGGAACUGUGCAAAAACUGAUUAGUGAUUAGUGAUUAGUGAAACUACAGAUAUACAGUAGCCCAGGUUUGUGUAUUUCAAGAUGGCCAGUUAAUGUGUUGAAAGCAGGUAACCAAAGUGUUGUUUUUCCCCUUAUAUUAAGAUAUAGGGUUGGACAUGCUCAUGCUUUUGCCAGGGUUUGGUUGGUUUUGUUUCAAGGCUUUAAAUGAAAACAGUUCGUAAGGGAAAUGUAGACAAUCCAUAUUUUGCCAAAUUAGGUCAUUUUCUAAGUAGCUGGUUUACUCAAAAAGGUGGAACAAAUAAAUGUGUCCUUGUACCUGUUGAAAGUAGGCCCCUCCUAGACAGGUCUCCAGGCCCCCAGUACAGUCACACACUUCUCAGUGUUUAGUUUUGUUUACUGGAGAAAACAGUGAAUUAGUUUUACUUUUUUAAGUAGGGUGUCUGAUCUGAAGGGAGUGCAAUGUGCAAAGUAUUGAAUUUGGGAAUAUAGAGGCCUUAAUUGGCUUUCUGUGAAUACUCCUCAAUUGACUGAUUUUGGAAUAGGUAGUAUGUUUUAAGAAUGUAUAUUACUACUGCACAUGUCCCCUCAUUUGAGUGUUUAAUAGUAGUAGGUGCACACUACAGAUAUGUAGUGCUAAUAUGCAAUGGAUGCUAAGCUGAAUAAUAAUAAUUCUGUCUUUUUUUGGCUGGGAGGUUAUUUUUCUUUUUUGCUUUAUUUGAAGUUCUUAUUUUUUAAAUUCAGCUGCCAUAUUAAAGAAAUGGUUAUGAGUUUGGCCUAUAUAUGAUUUAAAGGUUUGAUGACAUAACCUACAUAAUUUUUGCAAAAUGCCUGAACAAACAUUAAAAGAUAAACAAUAUCAUAUAUUUAUCUUUCAAUAGGACAGAACAUGCAGCUUGGUGAUUCAUGAUGACAAACACUGAGUUCUGGAGGGUGAUGUGUAUACAAAACCAAUGCUCUGUCAAAAAAGGAAACAGUACGGUCCUUUAAUUGAAAUUGAGAGGUGUUUGGAUGCUGUGCCUUUAUUUCCCCUUGUCAUAUUGAAGCAACUGCUCUGAUUCUUUUUUGUUUAUGUUGUAGUACUUAUCGAAAUGCUUAUAUGUUAAAAUAUACAUAUACUAAAAAAAACAAAAAGUGACCAGCUGUAAUUCUGGAUGCAGUCAAGAUCCAGGUAUUUCAGGAACCAAUUACCUCAGACCUCACGUGAAACAGUGUUGCUAGCUGGAUACUCCUUGACACUACAAAAUGAUGUACAUUUUAAACACCCAAACAAACAAACCUCUUUAUGCUGGUGUAACAUGUAUGAAUGCACCCGUUGACAAUGUGAAAACCUCUCCCUUCUCAUGACUCUCCCCUCUCAUUUCAAGCAACAGAAUGGUACUGUGUGGCAGAUAUUCAAGUGCUUCCUUUGUUUCUUUUAUGUUUUUUUAAAUGCGGUUUACAUGGAAACAUGUCAUGCUGUUUUUGUGAACUAUUAAUUAUUUGACAUCUGCUGGAUUUUUUCCCUGCAAAUCUGCUAAACUGUGAGGAAAGCUUCAUAAUAAGGAUGCAACAAAAUGGAAAUACAAUGAAAUGGUGACAUAAAAUUGUCUUCUGGAAGAGAAUCGUCAGUGCUUGCAAAGCAGCAGUUAUAGUAAACAAUAGUCAGUUAUGUUUCAUUGCAAUUCGUUGAGAAUUGAUAAGUUUGAAUCCUCACAUUUUCAUAAUGCAGACCAAAAGUCAGCUUGAUGUGCGCACACCCAAUUCUAAAAAUGAAUCUUCACACAUUAAUGUUGACAACAACUAUUGCAAUUCUCCCUCAAUGUAACUUCAUUUUCAAUGCUGUGUCCAUUUCUGCUAACAUAUUCAAACAUAUUCCUUUCAUCUUGAUUUGAAGUGCAUUGGUAUACAUUAUAAUAAUUUCUGUAAUUAUUUAUAGUACAUUAUUGUUGUUAUUAGCAAUAGCAUUGCCUUAUAGCUUGUGGGCCAGUAAUUAACUUUAAAAUUGUUGCUGUAAAUAUAAAAUGGUGUUCAUUUACCAGCUUGGGCUUGCUGAACUUGAAUUUAGGGUGACCUCAUGUUUUCCAAAAAGAUCAGUGUUCAUGUUAAGUGUCAAACUUUAGUGAGAUAGCAUUCAUUGCCAGAACUCAUGCUCACCCUUGCUUCUGCAGUAUUAAUCCCCAUCCUUCGGAGUAGUAGUAUUGACACUACGUGCCACUAUCUAAAAUAAAGCCUCCUCCUCCUUUUGAGGAAUGUAAUUAUUAGAUUCCUACUUGUUCUUAACCUGCUGUACCCAAAAUUAUGCCACUGUUCCAUACAGUACCAUUUUGUUGCUUUUCAGUGAUGGAAAACUUCAGUCGCACGUGGCUACUGCUAAAAAAAGGCAUUUUGUUUUGAUUGGGGGGAUCACUCUUUUAAGCACAGACUACUUUAUUUCAUUCAACAAUGAGAUGGUGGGAGUGAGAGAAGGGAUUUAAAAAAUGGUUUUCUUUAUUUUUUGUCAAGAAGUCAUGUUUAAGUCCUGUUUCUAUAGCAGGACAUGUGAAAUGUAAAUGGUGUAGGUUAUGUUUCACUAUUGUAGCUAAAAUGUAGAACAGAGAUGGCUUGUACUACUGAUUUUAACAUAAAUAUACUAAAAAAAGAAAAAAAAAGGAUCCUGUAAAAGAAAAAAUGUAUAAAGAGAGUUGAGCUUGUUGCUGUAACCCUUUUUGGAUUGAAGAGUAUGUUGAAAAGUUUUAUAUCUAUGAAAUGCCCUUGAAAUCCAACAUUCAUCGUAUUGUCGUAAUUAAUUAAGGACAUUUUUGAAAGAUCAUUGUAACAUAGUUCAUUAACUUGCAGUGGAUUAUUGUUCAUUUUUACUGUGGUAAUUUUAGAACUGAGUAUCAAGAGUUUGAAUUAGAUUUGCCUAGUUGUUGGGGUGUUUGUUUCAACUCUGCACUUGGUGCCAGAAUAAACCAGUAUGAAUGUAGUAUUUGCCCAGUGUGAAACAAAUACACCCAAGCUGUUAGGGGAAAAAAUUGAAAUGAUUAUUUCAACUUUAUCUUUUUGUAUAUGAAAAGAAACAAUAAAAUACUGAUAAACUCUUCAAA